Molecule: messenger RNA, 1269 nt
Organism: Tetrahymena thermophila SB210
Lineage: Eukaryota; Ciliophora; Oligohymenophorea; Hymenostomatida; Tetrahymenidae
Product: 26S proteasome non-ATPase regulatory subunit
Exons: 8
Biological process (GO): ubiquitin-dependent protein catabolic process
Cellular component (GO): proteasome regulatory particle, lid subcomplex
Molecular function (GO): protein binding; structural molecule activity
Source: RefSeq, a predicted model, not a curated record
AUGACUAGUGUUUUAGACAGAUUAGAAUAGGAAGCAAAUGCCUUAAAGUCUUCUCAAGCUCCUUAAGUUUAUGAAAAUGCCCUUUAUAAAAUUAUUGAAGAAGAUGUAAAGGAAACAGAUGAUAACUUUAGAAUUAAGGAAAAUGCUUUUUAUAACUUAGUAGAACAUUUCAAGUCCUUGAACCAACCCGUGAAGAUUAAAGAUUUGAUUUAUAACAGAAUCAAUGACAUUAAUGCAUUCCCUAAGGCAAAAGCAGCAAAAGUUAUUAGAACUAUUAUUGAAGUUGUAGCUACUAUUGAAAAAACUGAAGAUAUAUAAAUUGAAUUAUGCAAUUUCUUAGUAGAAUGGUGCCAAAAGCAAGGAAUCACUUACUUACGUCACAGAAUCGAAAUUAAGUUAUCAGUCUUAUAUCUCUAAAGAGGUGACUAUACCAAAGCAUUGACAAUUAUAGAGGCUAUCUUAAAAGAAACUCGUAAAGCUGAUGAUAAGCAUAUGCUUGUUGAAGGUCAAUUAAUCGAGUCUAAAAUUCAUUAUGCACUUGAAAAUUAUGCCAAAGCCAAGGCUUCUUUGACUGCUUCAAGAGCUUGCUCAAAUUCAAUUUAUUGUGCUCCUGCUUUAUAAGCUGAUAUAGAUAUGAUGACAGGUAUCUUACAAUGUGAAGAUAAAGAUUAUAAGACAGCAUAUUCCUAUUUCUAUGAAGGAUUCGAAGCUCUCAAUUCCUUAGAUGACCCUAGAUCUAUUAAGGCCUUGAAAUAUAUGCUUCUUUGUAAAAUUAUGACAUCCAACUAUGAUGAUAUUGCUUAGAUUUUAAAUGGAAAGUAUGGAUUAAAGUAUGCAGGAAAAGACUUGGAUGCCAUGAAAUUAGUUGCUAAGGCCUACAGAGAAAAAUCUCUAUCAUAAUUCUAAGCCCUCUUACAAACAUAUGCAGAAUAAAUCACAGGUGAUCCUAUCAUCAAAAACUAAUUAAAUUAACUUUAUGAUCAACUACUUGAAUAGAAUUUAUUCAGACUUAUUGAACCUUACACCAGAGUUUAAAUUACUCACAUAGCUCAAAGAAUUGGUCUUGAUGAAAAUUUGAUUUAAAAGAAAUUAUCAGAGUUGAUUCUUGAUAAGAAAAUUGAUGGUACUUUAGACUAAGGUACUGGAUGUUUGAUUCUCUUUGACGAUAUUAAAUGCGAUGAUUUAUACAAGAAUGCUGUCGAGCACAAUCAACAAAUGGAAAAGGUUGUUGAAAAGCUAUUUGAAAAGGCUAAACUCUUAAAAAAUUGA